This is a messenger RNA of Glycine soja, 2327 nucleotides long. RefSeq names its product protein NUCLEAR FUSION DEFECTIVE 4-like. The record is from RefSeq and is a predicted model, not a curated record. The coding region runs from base 366 to 2132 and encodes 588 amino acids. Gene Ontology annotation, cellular component: membrane. Lineage: Eukaryota; Viridiplantae; Streptophyta; Magnoliopsida; Fabales; Fabaceae. The transcript has a single exon.
GAAUUCCUCAUAUUCCCUAAGUUUCCCACAGAAUCCCUUCUCUUCACUCAACGGCUGGUUCAACAAGCAUCCUCUUUAGUGCUUGUCAUUUUCUCAAAUCAUACACAAUUUCUUUCCCCAAGGAUUUUGAAUCUGGUUCCAUGCACUUUUUGGUGGAGAAUCUACUUAUCAUAAAGUGACCUUAAUUUAUGUUUGAUUUCAUUGUCAUAGCAUUUAAUUGCAUCCUCCAAGUAUAUAUGUUCUUAUCCCACACUCAAAGUUCAAGCUCCGUGCGCAAUACAUACAUACAUACUCAUCACAUAAGCGUGGUUCCAAAUCCACAACAACAAAAAGACUGUUACUUUGUUUGAUCUAUACACAACAUCAUGCUAUCAUUGCCUUUCAUACACCAUGUUAUCACAGGUCGUUGGUUCAUGAUCUUCGCAUCAUGUCUCAUCAUGGCUGUUUCUGGAGCAACCUACAUGUUUGGUUUGUACUCAAACGAGGUCAAAACCUCUCUGGGGUAUGACCAGUCAACGCUCAACUUGAUAAGCUUCUUCAAGGACCUUGGUGCCAACCUUGGAAUUUUCUCAGGCUUGAUCAAUGAGAUAAGCCCUCCAUGGGUGAUACUAGCCAUGGGAGCCACCAUGAACUUCAUUGGCUACUUCAUGAUAUGGCUCUCUGUCACUUCACGCAUUGCCAAACCCCAAGUGUGGCAAAUGUGUCUGUAUUUUUACAUUGGUGCCAAUUCUCAGUCUUUUGCCAACACUGGUGCUUUGGUUAACUGUGUCAAGAGCUUCCCAAGAAGUCGUGGAAGUGUCAUUGGUCUUCUUAAGGGUUAUGUGGGUCUAAGUGGUGCUAUUUUCACUCAGUUUUACCAUGCCUUCUAUGGUGAUGACUCUAAGGCUCUUAUUUUCCUCAUUGGGUGGCUUCCUGCUGCUAUUUCCUUCGUUUUCCUUCCAACGGUUAGGGUGUUGAGUAUAACCCCACAACCCAAAGAGAUCAAGGUUUUCUACCAGCUUCUUUAUAUCUCACUUGGGGUUGCAGGGUUUCUCAUGGUGUUGAUUAUUAUACAAAACAAGUUGAGUUUCACAAGGGUGGAGUACAUAGGGGAUGGCAUGGUGGUUCUUUUAUUACUUCUUCUCCCACUUGGUGUUGUGUUUAGUGAAGAAUUCAAACUUUGGAAGAACCAAAACCAAAACCAAACAUUCACUAAUCAUGCAGGUGCUGCUUCAGUUGUUGAAUUGCCACAGCCAGAAGAAGCACAUGCAGUAGCACCAACUCAUUCAGAAAGGAAAAACAACAACUCGUGCUUGAAGAACGUUUUCAAGCCUCCAAAAAGGGGUGAGGACUACACCAUCUUCCAAGCCCUCUUCAGCAUUGACAUGCUGAUUCUGUUCAUUGCAACAGUUUUUGGUGUUGGUGGAACAUUGACAGCACUUGACAAUUUAGGACAGAUUGGGAACUCAUUGGGGUACCCCAGAAAGAGCCUCACAACUUUUGUGUCCCUUGUGAGCAUAUGGAACUAUUUGGGACGAGCAUCUUCUGGCUUUGCCUCUGAGUACUUAUUGAUCAAAUACAAGUUCCCUCGUCCCUUGUUGCUCACUCUAGUCAUGCUUCUCUCUUGUGUUGGCCACAUUCUAAUUGCUUUUGGUAUCCCAAACUCUCUUUACUUCUCCUCAGUGAUUAUUGGGUUUUGCUUUGGGGCCAUAUGGCCCUUAAUGUUUGCCAUCAUAUCUGAAAUAUUUGGCCUCAAAUACUACUCCACUUUGUACAAUUUUGGGGCAGUGGCAAGCCCUGUUGGCUCUUACAUUCUCAAUGUGAAAGUGACUGGUUAUUUGUAUGAUAAAGAGGCUUUGAAGCAGUUGGGGGUGAAGGGACUCAUAAGGCAAAAGGGGAAGGACCUAACUUGCGUUGGAGUGCAAUGCUAUAGGAUGGCUUUUCUCAUUAUCACUGCUUCAACUUUGGUUGGAUGUGUUGUUUCUUUUAUUCUUGUGUUGAGGACUAGAAAUUUUUACAAAGGUGACAUUUAUGAGAAGUUCAGAGUUCUUGAACUAGACACAGGAGAGAGUCUUCCAACUUUUGGCAGCACUAGUGGCACCACCACUACCACAAACCGCGUGGAAGAACAAGAUAAAAUCAAUAGGAAAUAAUGUAUGCUUUAUGUUUGCUUGGUUUAACUUGUUGGUUUGAGUAAAAAAAAUAUUCCUCUUACAAGUUUUGUCUAUAAACAAUCAUGCAAUUAUUUUGCAUCAACAAUGUUGAGCUUUUUAUGGACAUCAAAGUUUAGUCUCAGAUUUGAUCAGUACCCUCAAAUUUAAACUUCGAAAAUGCAGUUAUGUUAGUAA